AUGGAUCCACAUCGCAUCUACAGGGAUUUCGCCUCGGACGUACUGGUGAAUAUCCUGGGGCGCCUCCCGCCCAAAACCCGCCGCCGGCUCCGCCUCGUCUGCCGGCACUGGCGCCACAUCGUCGACAGGCGCACGCCCACGGACAUGCGGAGCCGCGCCAAGACACUGGUCGUCGCCACCGGCUCUGCGUACGUCCUCAACGACCUAUCAGCUCCGGGCAAGAUCAGAGGGCUGUGGUCCAACUUCCACACGGCACGCCGUUUCCUGGCCAUGAGCGUGGUCGGCACCUGCAAUGGCCUCGUCUGCCUCUGCGACGGCCGGGAGCCCGGCGGCGCCAUCACCGUGGCCAACCCUGUCACCGGCGAGGCUCUGACCAUCCCGCCGCUGCCCAUGCCACCACCCUGCACCGUCACCAAUGAGCAGGACAUAGGCUCGAACAGUACUAACCUCUGGCACCAGGCGUACAGCUUCGUGUACCUCCAGACCACGGAGCGAUAUAAGAUCGUGCACGUCCCGUGCCAGGUAGACCGGUUCGUGUUCGACGCGGUGCACAUGUUCACGCUGGGUGAGCCGUCGUGGCGGGCCAUUCCGGUCGGCCCCGCCACAAGAUGCGACCCCGGCCAUGGCGUUGUCAGCGUCGACGCCGCCUCCGCCACCGCCACGUAUUGGGCCACGCCAGAGGGGACAGCGAAGGUCAUGUCGUUCGACCUCGAGGACGAACGCGUCACAUCCAUUAUGCCACUGCCGUCCGUGUUGUCCAACCCCAAAGAGGGCAGCAGUUGGCACCUCGCAGAGGUGCAGGGGAGGCUGGGCAUCGUCGUUCGCCGCGUAUCAUCGUUGAAGACGGAGGUGUGGGUCAUGGAGGAUUCUUGA
Molecule: messenger RNA, 873 nt
Organism: Aegilops tauschii subsp. strangulata
Lineage: Eukaryota; Viridiplantae; Streptophyta; Magnoliopsida; Poales; Poaceae
Molecular function (GO): protein binding
Source: RefSeq, a predicted model, not a curated record